Molecule: messenger RNA, 693 nt
Organism: Candida tropicalis MYA-3404
Lineage: Eukaryota; Fungi; Ascomycota; Pichiomycetes; Serinales; Debaryomycetaceae
Exons: 1
Coding region: 1-693 (230 amino acids)
Biological process (GO): C-terminal protein methylation
Cellular component (GO): endoplasmic reticulum; membrane
Molecular function (GO): protein C-terminal S-isoprenylcysteine carboxyl O-methyltransferase activity
Source: RefSeq, a predicted model, not a curated record
AUGUAUGAUCCCAAGAAUAAUAACUUACUUGAGAUAUUCGGGGUUUGUUUUAUAUUAGGAUCAUGUAUCACUAUUAGUAUUACAAGUUUAUUUUACAUCAGUGAUAAAUAUUUCCCAUUGAUAGUUUAUGGAAUUGUUCUCCAGAUUUAUUUCAUUCUAGAAUUCACCAAUUCAUAUUUAUAUCAAACCAACACGGUUACUUCAAAAUCAUUUUUAAUUUAUGGUAAUAGAGGAAAUAAAGAGUUUUGGUUUAUGCAACUUUUGACAAUUUGGGAAUACUUAUCAGUGAGAUUUAUUUUAAAGUUUAUACCAUUUUCACCAGUGAAUUAUUUAGGUUUCCCCGGAUUGAUAUUAAUUACAACAGGGUUGUUAAUUCGUCAUUUAGCAAUGAAGAAAUGUGGCUUAUCAUUUAGUCAUUAUCUUGCCAAAACAAAACAAGCACAUCAUAAACUAGUCACCACUGGAGUCUAUAAAUAUGUUAGACAUCCAAGUUACCUUGGGUUCUUCUUGUUUAGUAUUGGAAUUCAAUUAUGGUUGUCUAACUACUUAAACCUAAUGGUUGAUGUGUACAUUUUAUAUCAAUUCUUCACAAUACGAAUCGAACAUGAAGAGAAACUCCUAAUAGAAUUUUAUCAAGACGACUACCUAAAGUAUCAGCAAAUGACAUAUACAUUAAUUCCUUUUAUAAAAUAG